This is a messenger RNA of Oryza brachyantha (malo sina), 1583 nucleotides long. Its product is annotated as zinc finger protein CONSTANS-LIKE 5-like. Gene Ontology annotation, biological process: regulation of photoperiodism, flowering; regulation of flower development. Bases 87 to 1163 code for a protein of 358 amino acids. The transcript has 3 exons. Gene Ontology annotation, molecular function: protein binding; zinc ion binding. NCBI's taxonomy places the organism in Eukaryota, Viridiplantae, Streptophyta, Magnoliopsida, Poales, Poaceae. The record is from RefSeq and is a predicted model, not a curated record. Gene Ontology annotation, cellular component: nucleus.
CCCCCCCACGCGCGCGCGCCUCCUCCCCACCCGCCAUUGCCGUUGCCGAGCAGAGCGGAGCGGAAGCGGAGGAGGUGCAGGUAGGUAUGAUGGAGCUGCGCAAGUACUGGGGGGUGGGCGGGCGGAGGUGCGGGGCGUGCGAGGCGUCCCCGGCGGCCGUGCACUGCCGGGGCUGCGGCGGGGCGUACCUGUGCACGGCGUGCGACGCGCGGCCCGAGCACGCGCGGGCGGCGCACGAGCGGGUGUGGGUGUGCGAGGUGUGCGAGAUGGCGCCCGCCGCCGUCACCUGCAAGGCCGACGCCGCGGUGCUCUGCGCCGCCUGCGACGCCGACAUCCACGAGGCCAACCCGCUGGCCAGGCGCCACGCGCGCGUCCCCGUCGCGCCCAUCGGCUCGGCGGCCGCCGCCGCGGUGGCCGCCGAGGCCAUGCUGUUCGGCGGCGGGGACGCCGACGUGGUCGACGAGGAGAAGGCGGCGUCGGUCGCCGAGCAGCGGCACGGCGUACUCAACCUUAACGUCGAGGCCAAGGACGUGAAGCUCGACUACCUCUUCUCCGACCUCGACCCCUACCUCAACGUCGAGUUCGCGCGCUUCCCUCACGCCGACAGCGUCGUCCCCAACGGCGGCGGCGGCGCCGCCAUAGAGCUCGACUUCACGUGCGGCCUCGGCGGCGCCAAGCAGUCCUACAGCUCCUACACCGCCACCGACCUCGCUCACAGCGGCUCCUCGUCGGAGGUCGGCGUGGUGCCGGAGGCCAUCUGCUGCGGCGGCGGCGGCGCCAUCGAUCUUGACUUCACCCGGCCGAAGCCUCAGCCCUACCUGCCGUACACCGCGACUCCUCCGAGCCACAGCGUGUCGUCGGUGGAUGUCGGGGUGGUGCCGGAGCCGGGGGAGACCAGGACGGCGGCGCUGGCGCCGGCGGCGAUGGGUGAGGGCCGGGAGGCGAGGCUGAUGAGGUACAGGGAGAAGCGGAAGAACCGCCGCUUCGAGAAGACCAUCCGGUACGCCUCCCGCAAGGCCUACGCCGAGACGCGGCCUCGGAUCAAGGGCCGCUUCGCCAAGCGGACCGACCACGACGCCGACGCCGACGCCGACGACGCCGACGCCGACGUGCCCUCCUCCUACAUGCUCGACUUCGGCUACGGCGUCGUGCCGUCCUUCUGAUCGCCGGCCUACUCCGGCGCGGCGGCGGCGCCGCCAUGUACUUGUGUAAUCCUUGUAUCGAUCGAUCGAUGUGUAGGGGUGUAGUAAUCCCAUGUAGUACUACUACUCCUUUUGAGCUAGCUGCGCACUGCUAGUAAAUGUUACUGCUACCUGUACACUACUGCUAAUUACGUGCUUACUACUGGUAAAUUAUUUUUUUGAUCAGCAAGAUCUAUAUUGUAUUAGCCCCAACGAAUAAAUCGCUACUACUGCUACUUGGUAUUGAUCAAGAUCAAGCUUGUUCAUCAGCUAGGGGAUAAAUUGCUGAUGGAAGAUUUGUUGCUUGAUGACUUUACUUCAUUCAAGUUUAUGCAUGCAUAAGCUUACCACAAAGAAUCAUCUGUUCAAUUUGUUUUUUUUCAAGUGAGGAAUUGUUGAUCA